Molecule: messenger RNA, 625 nt
Organism: Austrofundulus limnaeus
Lineage: Eukaryota; Metazoa; Chordata; Actinopteri; Cyprinodontiformes; Rivulidae
Gene: nedd8l
Product: NEDD8 ubiquitin like modifier, like
Exons: 4
Coding region: 129-401 (90 amino acids)
Molecular function (GO): protein binding
Source: RefSeq, a predicted model, not a curated record
UCAGAUUGUUACACGGGAAGUAAAUUCAGGUUAGCUUGAGUAGCUGGUAGGGCCACGAUAAUUUGUUAAGAAUUUCGUUCACUGAACAGCUCAGACACUUUAUAGAAGAGUUGUUUUUAAUAUUCAUCAUGCUGAUCAAAGUUAAGACCUUGACUGGAAAGGAAAUAGAGAUCGACAUCGAACCCACAGACAAGGUGGAGCGAAUCAAAGAGCGGGUGGAGGAGAAAGAAGGGAUCCCUCCACAGCAGCAGAGGCUCAUCUACAGUGGAAAACAGAUGAACGAUGAGAAGACGGCUGCAGACUACAAGAUCCAGGGUGGUUCGGUGCUCCAUCUCGUGUUGGCGUUAAGAGGAGGGUCGCCGCCUCGCAGCUGCAGCACGCACCUCUCCUCGUCGUCAUGAGUUGCUGCCGACGUGAGACCAGCCAAGUGCCAACUGUGUUGAAGGAAAACGAUUAGGCGAAAGCAACCAAGAAAAAAAAAAGGACAUUUUAUUUCAUUGUGUAGAUUUUUUUUUCUUUUUGUAAGCUCUAAUUGGCUUUUUCAGUCUGAACAGCUGAUGAAGAGGCUCAUGUUUUCAGAAAAGUUUGAAAACACUUUUGCUUGUGAAUAAAGGCUGAAACUAAA